UUGGAAAAUGGCAGCGACGAGUGUUGUCGUUCUCGACAGAGGCAACAAUACAACUUGUACCGUAAAUCUUUUCGGUGCUACAGUGGUAUCAUGGCGGGUUAACAAUCAAGAACAAUUAUUUGUAAGUAAACAGGCUGUGUUCGAUGGCAAAAGGGCGAUACGAGGCGGGAUACCGUUUGUGUUUCCUCAGUUCGGACAAUGGGCCUUCGGUCCGCAGCACGGGUUCGCCCGUGUGGCGCGCUGGCACGUGGAGAAGAUGCCAGAGCGACUGCCCAGCGGCGACGUGGAAGCCGUCUUCAGCCUCAUGGACGACGAAUUCACACACUCCAUGUGGCAUUUUCAGUUCAGAUUGACGUACAGACUAAUCCUUAGGGAGAAAGAGUUGCACUUCAACAUUGGCGUGUACAACCCGAGCAAGGAGCUGACAUUCAGUUGCCAACUGCUCCUGCACACGUACUUCAAAGUUCCUGAUGUGCGGCGCUGUCAGAUCACCGGCAUGCACGGCUGCAUGUUCAUUGACAAGACACGGGAAGGUGCGGUUUAUCAGGAGACGCGUGAGGUGGUGACCAUCAACGAGUGGACGGACCGCAUCUACCAGAACACGAUGCAGGAACACAUCAUCACGAAUGUAGUCAGCGGUCGCAAGAUGAGGAUACAGAAGUAUAACUUCCCUGAUACUGUGAUCUGGAACCCGUGGGCGGAGUUCGCGAAGGAGAUCCCCGACUUCGGUGACGAUGAGUUCCCUAACAUGGUGUGCGUGGAGGCGGGCCGAGUCGCCGCGCCCAUAGUACUUCUUCCUGGCACCGCUUUCGAGGCCAGCCAGAUACUGCAGGUGAUGUAAGAAGGAGGCGACUCCCUCCGCAGCCGUCCACAUCGUGAAGUCAAUUCGCGUGAAUAUUUUAAUGUUUAUGACAAUAUUGUAUACUCCGCAACUGUAGAGGAUACUAAACUGAAUCUUUGUAAUUCUGUCUAUCUCUUCCUUACUAGUUCUUCACGGCAGCAAAAAAUAAGCCGAUUUAAAUGAAACGAUUCAUACAGUUUUGGUCCAAAAGUGAAAGUAUCGGUCAAAAAAAAAUGUGCUUUGCAACUGAAGUAGAUGCUAAGUCGAAUCUUCAUAUAUAUGACUGUUACCUCGUUACUGGUAAGUCUUCGCCGAUUUUAAUGAAAGGACAUCAUUCACACUUAUUUGUUCCAAUAUUGAAAGUGCAAUGGAAGAAAAUUUAAAAAUGUGUAGUGUAUAUUACGAAUAAAUGACACUGGAAAUGAUACUAAACUGACUCUUUAUGUCUUUGUUUGUCUCUUCAUUACUCGUAUUUUUUCCCGCAAUAGAGCCAAUACUAAUGGAAAGUACGAUUCAUACAUUUUUGGUCCAAAAGUGAAGGAGGUACUAAAAAUUAAUCUCAAUAUCUAUGCCUGUUUCUUCGUUACUCGUUAUUUUUUAGGAAACAAAAAAUAUGCUGGUUGAAUUAAAGGACGAUUUAUACAUUUGUUGCCCAAAGGAGUAAAGUAACUUACAAGAAAAAAGUGUGCUGUAGUGAAAAAGGCGGAUAUAUAGGUACUGUAUGUAUAAUUGACUGUAGAACGCUAAUGUCGUUUACAGGUCCAAAUUAUCUAUAUGGUGGUCUGGACAUUUUUCCAAUCCGAAAUUGUAGUAAAUUAAAAAAAGGAACUAGCGAAACAAGAACCUUGCAAAAACUGUCAGUUACAUUUUUUAACAUUUAAUAGGUUUUUUAUCAUGUGCGAGGGUUUCGGGAAGAAAUCUCUCUCCAUAUAAGAAGUUCUUGUGCACGUCCUGUCCUUUUUCAUGUUUGUUUUAAUUUAUGCUAUAUAAAUAAAAACCUAAAAAAAAAAUAUUUUUGAAAAAAAAUAUUCUAAUUGUAUUUUUUUUACUCAAAUAAAAGUCAAGGUAGGUAUACAGCUUCCGCUAAAAUGUUUAGACGGACAAGUUUUAACUAACUCCACCAAAAAUUUUUUUGGCCGGCACUUUCAGAUUUUGGUCAAAAUUGAUAAUAUCCAUGUCAUAUUUAUACCACAACCGAUUACUUAAUGGACCCUCGAUAUGUGUAUCAAAUUAAUGAAGUUAAGAGUUUUUACUCUUAAUCAUUGCAAUAAUGGAUGAUAGAUUUAUUUGUACGCAAAUGUUAGAAUCAUAGUCCAAUCUUAAGUAAAAAUGGCGCUAAAAGUAAAAAUAAAUAGAUUAUAGAGUAGCAUACGUAAUGCAAAAUUAACAAUGAUUUCAAACAUUCUAUUCCGAAUAUACAUUCCAAUUAUUCUAAAAACGUUAAACAUUAUUUAGUAGUUUAAAUGAAGAAUUUCACUUCAACAGAAUACUAGAAAUACCGAAAUCGGUACUCCGUGUCAAUUGAUCUGAAUUUUGCCUGUUCCUUUAAAUAUAUAUGAAAUAAGUUUUAUUUCCAUUAAUUUAAUGCCACUAAUUUUUAAAUUCAUAAUCGCUUACCUCUGGAUUUAUUACCGGCCUGCUACCGGCCGAUUGUCUCCUCCCAGUAUGAAAAGAGGCCGUAGUCCACCACGCCGUUCCAAGUGCGAGUGCGAAUUGGUGGACUACACACGCCUUUGAUAGCAUUACUCUCAGGCGUGCACAAUGUUCCUCACGACUUCGAAAAGUCAGAGGUGCGUGCCGGGUCCCCUAUACUAACUAUUUGCAAUACGAGAUUUAUUAAUAACUAACGACCCGCCCCGGCUUUGCACCUUUUUUGUAUGCAUUAUCAGGAUCUAGAAAAUACUUUUUUCCGGACUUAGUAAGUAAAUUCGACUACCACGAAUAUCC
Molecule: messenger RNA, 2788 nt
Organism: Pararge aegeria (speckled wood butterfly)
Lineage: Eukaryota; Metazoa; Arthropoda; Insecta; Lepidoptera; Nymphalidae
Product: glucose-6-phosphate 1-epimerase
Exons: 8
Coding region: 8-841 (277 amino acids)
Biological process (GO): carbohydrate metabolic process
Molecular function (GO): isomerase activity; carbohydrate binding
Source: RefSeq, a predicted model, not a curated record